Molecule: messenger RNA, 1707 nt
Organism: Passer domesticus (house sparrow)
Lineage: Eukaryota; Metazoa; Chordata; Aves; Passeriformes; Passeridae
Gene: TEX261
Product: testis expressed 261
Exons: 6
Coding region: 83-673 (196 amino acids)
Biological process (GO): endoplasmic reticulum to Golgi vesicle-mediated transport
Cellular component (GO): COPII-coated ER to Golgi transport vesicle; Golgi membrane; endoplasmic reticulum membrane
Molecular function (GO): COPII receptor activity
Source: RefSeq, a predicted model, not a curated record
UCGCUGGUUCCGGCGGCGGGGCCGAGCGGGAGCGGCCCCGGCAGCGGCACCGGGAGCGGCCCCGGCGCGGCCCGGCCCCGCCAUGUGGUUCAUGUACGUGCUCAGCUGGCUGUCCCUGCUCGUGCAGGUGGCCUUUGUCACCCUGGCCAUCGCGGCCGGGCUCUACUACCUGGCAGAGCUGAUCGAGGAGUACACGGUGGCCACCAGGAGGAUCAUCAAAUCCAUGAUCUGGUUCUCCUCGGCGGUGCAGCUGGGGCUCUUCCUGUUCGAGCACUUCCCGCCCUUCCUGGUGGCCACGGGGCUCUUCAGCAACCUGGUGUACCUGGGGCUGCUGCAGAGCUUCCCCUGCAUCGUGCUCAGCUCCUCCAACUUCCUCCUCUCCUGCGUCCUGGUCGUGGUCAAUCACUACCUGGCAUUCCAAUAUUUUGCUGAGGAAUUUUAUCUCUUCUCCGAGGUCCUGGCUUAUUUCACCUUCUGCCUGUGGUUGAUCCCCUUCGCCUUCUUCGUGUCGCUGUCGGCCGGGGAGAACGUCCUGCCCUCCACGGUGCAGCCCGGAGACGACGUCGUCUCCAAUUAUUUCACCAAGGGGAAAAGAGGGAAACGCUCCGGGAUUCUCCUCAUUUUCUCCUUCAUCAAGGAAGCCAUCCUGCCCAGCAGGCAGAAAAUUUACUGAAAUCCGGGAAUAUUCGGGAAUUUUUGGGAAUAUCCAGAAGAUCCCCAGCCGGAAUAUCCCAAAUUUUUGCCUCUUUCCGGGAAUUCUUUGGGAAUUCAGAGACUUGGACACUCCUGGAGGUGCCGACCACGCUUGGGGGUUUUUCCUGCUGAUUCCUUGGGAAUGUUUUCGUGGAAAAUCUUGGGAAUUUUGGGGAUCUCCAAGUUCUCUGUGGGGUUUUUUUGGAGCUGCUCCUGGAUUUUUCUGAGGGGUCCACAGAGCCGUGAAUUCUAAAAAAAAAUGGGAAAAAUUGGGAUAAAUCCAGAGGAUUCCAGCUGUCCCUUCAUCCUCUUUUUCCAGAAGGAAUGAUCCCAAAAAAAAAAAUCAGGAUUUGGGUGGUUCAAAUCUUGAAAAUUCCCAUUUUUCCCUCCAGCAAAGCCUGGGAAGGAGUUGAUGGGAAUGGAUUUUCCAUGGGAAUCUCAGUUUUCCAAGGAAUUCCCAGAAUUCCGGAUUUUUCUGAUCCUGCAGAGGGGGAAUGUUGAGAAUUCCCAGAUUUUUCCUUCCUCUUCCAAAGGGUGAAAAUCCUCCGAGGGAGCUGCAAAUUUCUCCUUUCCCCUCAGAAAAUUCCCAUUUUUUUUCCGGAUUUUUCCAUUCCCACCCCAGCCACGUUUGGGAAUUCCUGAUCCAGAUGAUUUUUUGAGGAAUUCCCAAAAAAAUGCCUUUGGAAAAGCUGGAAUUCUACUCUGAGACCUCUUGGAUUGAGAUUUUUUUGUUGAUUUUUGGGUUUUUUCCCCUCUGGAUUUGCUGGAAAAUUCCAGGAUGGGAAUGAGGAAAAUCAGGAAUUCCUGAUUCCUUUGAAUCCCGAUUUUCCAGGGAAUUUUUCCAGCUGUUUUUCCAUAUUUUUCCAGCCUGGAUUUCCAGGAGCUGAAUCAGAUUUUAGGGAAAUCGUGGAAUUCCAUAAAUAUUUAACCAGGAAAUGGAAAUUCGGGAUGAAAUUUGGGAAAAACAUUCCCGGGAAUGCGGGAAAUUGAUGAAUAAAGUGGAGAAAUCCUGGA